Messenger RNA from Oxyura jamaicensis (ruddy duck), 12555 nucleotides. It is a transcript of the gene AKAP9, whose product is annotated as A-kinase anchoring protein 9. Bases 199 to 12072 code for a protein of 3957 amino acids. Gene Ontology annotation, biological process: maintenance of centrosome location; regulation of Golgi organization; positive regulation of peptidyl-serine phosphorylation. The record is from RefSeq and is a predicted model, not a curated record. Gene Ontology annotation, cellular component: synaptic membrane; Golgi stack; centrosome. Gene Ontology annotation, molecular function: potassium channel regulator activity; protein kinase A regulatory subunit binding; molecular adaptor activity. Lineage: Eukaryota; Metazoa; Chordata; Aves; Anseriformes; Anatidae. The transcript is spliced from 51 exons.
GGCCGCGUGUUUACGUGGAGAUGAAGAUGGCGGCGCCGGUGGCCCCUGCGCGGCCGCUGCCGUCGCCGUGAGGCGGGUUUGGGACGGGACCGGACGAUACGGGACGGGACAGCCCAGGCAGGCUGUGCGCCCCGGCUGAGGGCGGAGCGGGCCCGCCUCCCGCCGCCGCUAACGCUCCGCUCUCCCCGCACAGGCGCCAUGGAGGACGAGGAGCGGCUGAAGAAGCUGGAGGCUGGGAAAGCCAAGCUUGCCCAAUUUAGGCAGCGGAAAGCACAAACUGAUGGUCAGAAUGCAUCCAAGAAGCAGAAAAAGAAAAGGAAAACAGCAAGCAUCAAAGAUGAAGAAUCAAUACAAGAUGGGAUUGAUAUUGAUCGAUCUCGAGGUGAUGAAACAUCCACAUGCAGCAGCCGAAGGGGAGCAGCUGCAACUGCAGAGUUUGCUGUUACGAGGACUUUGCAUAGUGGAGAAAUUAUCACACACAGCCAGACUUACACCACUGAGCCGGAAAGUGAAAUUUCCACUACUGUAGAAGAUUACAGUUCUGAGGUAAAUGGUUGCAGAUUUGUGACAAGAACAGCUAUACCUGCAGACUUAAUCAGGGAAGAAGAACUUGGAGUUGGAGAGAUUUGUUCAGAACAUGGAAUGCAGCACUCUGAGAUGCAACUAGAGGUGAUGGUGAAUGAAUUGGCUGGGAAACAACAAGAGAUUGAAGAACUAAACAGAGAGCUAGAAGAAAUGAGGGCAGCAUAUGGUACAGAAGGAUUGCAACAGCUGCAGGAAUUUGAAGCUGCUAUCAAAAAAAGAGAUGAUAUUAUCACUCAGCUCACUACUAACCUACAGCAAGCACGGAAAGAAAAGGAUGAAACUAUGAGGGAGUUUUUGGAGCUUACGGAACAAAGCCAAAAACUGCAAAUUCAGUUUCAGCACUUACAGGCAAGUGAAGCCCUAAGGAACACCAGCCAUAGUUGCACAGCUGCUGAUUUAUUGCAAGCCAAGCAACAGAUACUCUCACAUCAGCAACAGCUAGAAGAACAAGAAUGUCUGCUGAAGAAUUACCAGAAGAAGAACGAAGAAUUUCAAGUGCAGAUUGCACAUCUUCAUGACAAAAUCAAAACAUAUGAAAUGGAAAAGCACAAAAACAAGGGAGAAGAUAUGAGUAGACUACAAGAAAAAGAAGCAUUAGUUGAAGAGCUGGAAGCAAAACUUGGAGAAGAAGAAAAAAAUUCAUUUCAGCUUAAGGAAAAAUUAUCAGAUGUCAGUAAAUUACAUGAAGAAUUAAAAGAACAGAUUUCACUAAAGAACCAGGAGAUAAGUAGUAUGAAAGUUGAACUUACCACCUACAAACAGAAAGAAAGACAAUGUUCUGAUGAAAUAAAACAAUUAAUGGGAACUGUGGAAGAACUGCAGAAACGAUGUUAUAAAGACAGCCAGACUGAGGCUGACAUUGUGCAAAGAAUGGAAUUGGAAACACAAAGGAGACUGGCACAACUUCAGGCUGAAUUAGAUGAAAUGCAUGGCCAGCAGAUUGUCCAAAUGAAGCAAGAAUUAAUUAAGCAACAUGCAAUGGAAAUUGAACAACGUCUUUCACAACAAAAAGUAGAAUUGGAGAAAACUUCAAGUCUGUGUUUGAAUGAUAAUGUUAAUAAAGAUCAAAUGCAUUUAAUGAAUAUUAAAAUUAAUGAAUUGAACGUGAAGUUGCAAGAUGCUGAUAAUGAAAGGGAAAAAAUAAAGCAAGAAUUGUCACAACAGAUGGAAGUAAUUUCAGCAGAGAAGUCUCUUCAGCAAACUAAAAUUGAAGAUCUUUUCCAAGAACUGAACUUUUCAAGAGAGCAGUUUCAAAGAGCCAAACAAACUAUAAUGGAUAUGGAAUGUAGGUUGAAUGAAGCUGAAAAAUACCAGUUUGUGAUUGAAGAUCUAAAAUCUCAGCUGGCUUCUGCCUCUGAAUUUAGGAAGGAAUUGGAAUUAAAACAUGACGCAGAAGUGACAAAUUACAAAAUAAAACUUGAAAUGCUUGAACGGGAGAAGGAUGCAGUUUUAGACAGGAUGGCAGAGUCUCAAGAAGCAGAAUUAGAGAGACUGAGAACAAAGCUUCUGUUUAGUCAUGAAGAGGAACUUUCCAGACUUAAAGAAGACUUGCAGAAAGAGCACAUGGUGAACAUGGAAAGCCUUAAAGAGAACUUGAAUAUACACCAUAAACAGCAGUUAGAUGGUAUACAAAAAGAAAUGAGUCAAAAGAUAGAAGUCAUGCAGCUUGAAAAGGACAACUUAAUCACAAAGCAAAAUCAGUUGAUAUUAGAGAUUUCAAAAUUAAAAGAUUUACAGCAGUCUAUUGUAAAUUCUAAAUCUGAAGAAAUGACCCUUCAAAUUCAUGAGUUGCAGAAGGAAAUUGAAGUGCUUAGGCAAGAAGAAAAAGAAAAAGGUACUCUUGAGCAAGAAAUUCAAGAGCUGCAGCUUAAAACUGAAUUGAUGCAGAAACAAAUGAGGGAGACAGAAGAUAGCCUUCAAAACAAAUGUUCAGAACUUGAAACACAAAAUAACCUUCUUCAGGGGGAAAACAAAAGUCUGGAAGAGAAAUUAAAAAACAUGUUGAUAAUCUCUGAAACAAAUGACAUUGUUAAUGACAGUAUUAGUUCUAAGUCAGAAAAUUUGGAUGUGCAAAAAAGAAUAGAAAACCUGAUUGCUGAAAAUGAGCAACUCAAAAAACAAAACAAUCAACUCCAGGAGGAUACUGAAAGGCAAAAGAGUGCAUUUUUGUCUACUGAGAAAGAACUUGAAGCUAAUUAUAAAAAGCUGCAGAAAGAGUGUGCAAGCCUUCUGAAGGCAAAAACUGAGUUAGAAGAGAACAAGGCUAAGCAGGAAGCUGAAUAUAAAGUCAAACUCAAAGCUUUGAGUAAAGAACUUCAGCACUUGCAAAGCAAUAGACCACUUGUAUUUAAAACUAGAACUGCUGGUUUCGAAGGGAGUAAAGAAAAGGUGUCCAGGGCAGACACACUUGAGGCUGGAGAAGUUGUUGAGAAAGAUGCAACAGAACUUAUGGAAAAGCUUGAGGUUACCCAACGUGAGAAAAUGGAAUUAUCCCUGAGACUUUCUGAUCUUUCUGAACAGUUAAAGUCAAAACACAGUGAAAUUUGUUGUUUAAAUGAAAAAGUUAAAUCUUUAAACGAUGAGAAAGAACAAGUUCUUGCAAGAUGUAAAGAACUAGAAGUUAGAAUUAGCCGUGCUCAGAGAGGAAGUAUUAGUAGUACUGGACCUAAGACAAAAUGCUUUAAAGGAAAAGCCGUAAAGACUGCUACUCCAGCACCUGAGAAUAGAAGUAAAACAUCUGGUCCUAGCAAUGAAGUCAAUGAAGGAAUAAAUGUAAGGGAAAAUCUGGGUUCAGGUAAAGAUACCAGUCAUCAGGUAACAAAAGGAAAGGAAAUAGAGCAAAUGUUGAAACUAGAACAGCCAUCUCUUGUGGAACAUUUACAUCAGAUGCCAGACAGGCUGCCAGAUGAAACAUCAUUAAUAGCCAGUACACAGAGUGAAAAUAAUAAUCUUCAGCAGCAAGUGAAUACAUUAAAAUCAGAACAGACUGAUUUACAGCUACAGAUGGAAGCACAGCGCAUUUGCCUGUCCCUGGUUUAUUCAGCUCAUGUAGAUCAGGUUCGUGAGUACCUGAAAGAAGAAAAAGAGAGUGCACUUUGCAGUCUUAAAGAGGAGCUUGUACAUAGUCAUCUACAAGAGAUGAAUGAUCUUAAAAAAAUGCAUCAGCUGGAGCUCCAGACCUUGAAAAUUCAGCAAGCAGAUGAUGAAGUCACACCUACUCAGAAACUUAUAGAAAAGCUGAAUGACGCUGUAACUGUGGAAUGUUCUAGGCUCACACAGGAUUUGUGUGAUAACUGGAAUGAACAAUCUUCAACUGCUAUAGAAUCUGAUCAUAGAGAACAAGAUAUUUUCCAUAGACCUUCUGAUGAGAAAGAAAAACUGAAUGUAGAAUUACCAAGACACAGAGAUCAGGUUCAGGCUUUGCAAAAACGUAUGGAAGCACUUCUUCACAAGAUAAUGGAAGAAUACAGUAGUCUAACAGCACUACAAACACAGUUGAUGAAGGAUUGUAAACAGGUCAAAGAACCAUGGCUAUCAUCUUCGGAACCAGAGAAAAGGAAAGAAGAGAAACCUAACCAUCUGGAAACAAGACGGGAAUGUCUGCAGGGCCCUUCACAGGGUCUGAUGGAUUCUAAGAUUCAUGAGUACUGUUGGAAGGAGAUGGAAAACAUUAAAACACAACUUGAAGAACAACAUGCUCAAGAAGUGGAGUACCUCAGGUCAUAUUUCCAACAACAGCUGAAAGAAAGUGAAGAGAGGUACACGACAGAGAUUGUUCAUUUGCAGAAUAAGAUUCGGAGUGCUGGGUUACCCUCUGACUACAUGAGUAUAUCCACAGAUUCACAAAUGAAGCUAAAAGAGGUCUUCAGAAAAGUGAAGUGCACUGAAAAUCAUCAGCAAAGAGCAGAUGUAGCAAUGGAGCUUGCUAGUGAAAUUGAAAUGAAAAAUGAUCUGGAUGUUGUUCAAUUGCUAGAAAAGCAGUACCAAGAACGAUUAGAAGAAGAAAUAGCAAAGGUAAUUGUGUCAAUGAGCAUAGCAUUUGCCAAACAGAGUGAAUUAUCAAGAAUUGCUAGGCAGAAGAAAGAAGAAACACAAACACAAAUUGCGCAUCAACAGGGAAAGCAUUUUGAAAUUAAAAAGGAGUGUAGCGAAGAAGAGGUUGACAGCCCCCUUAAAAAAGCAACAGAAAGGUGCACUAAGCCUGAAGAAGAAUUGAAAUCACUUUGCAAAGAGCUCAUUGAAGAAUCUGGUGAAAUGAACUUACUUGGAAAACAGCUUUGUUCCAGUAACAAGUCUGGUUAUGUGUUAGGACAGACCACACAUGAAUCAGUUAUUUCUGAAGAACUUUUCUCCCAUGUCAAAGGGCAUAUGGCAGAAGAAACAUUGCGCAACAAUAUGGUAACAGCAUCAGACACAGAAACAUCGAGUCAGCUGUUGUUGUAUGAGGAGCGUUUGGAAGACAUGCGACAGGAGCUAGUACGGCAGUAUCAGGAACAUCAGCAGGCAACAGAAUUACUGAGACAAGGGCAUAUGCAGCAAAUGGAACGUCAAAAAGAAAAUCAAGAACAACUCUUAGCAGAGCUUGAGUGUCUUAAAGUGCAAUUAGCUGAGCGUGUCUCAAUGGAGAAUGACAGCCUGGCUGCAGAGAGAGAGAGAAUUCUCUUAGAAGAACUGGAAUCAUUAAAGCAACGUUCCUUACCUGGAAAAGAGAGGCAAUUCUGUGAGCUACAAAACAACAGCACACAAACUGAGAAUGAGAAUGAAAAUGAAAACCAAAAUGAUGUGAGAGAGCAAAUCUCGGUGGAUAAAGACGGAGGAAGAAAGCCUGAUGAAACAUCUCCAGAUCUUCUUUCUAAAGAAAGGCAUGGUUUUCAGAAGGCUAAUCAGAAACUCAUGAAGAUUCUUUUAGAAGUUGUGAAGACAACUGUGGCCACGGAGGAGACAAUUGGUCGCCAUGUAGUUGGGUUACUGGAUAGGUCUGGGAAAGUCCAGCCUUCCAAACCAGCUGGAUGGGACGCAGAUCCAGAGGAGUCAGUAAAACCUUGUGUCCGUGUGGGUUAUGAAAAAGAGUCCUGUUCCUCAUACCAUGGUAGUAGCAUGGGAGACGAUGAUAUUAACCUGUGGUCAGGAGCAACGGAUGAAGGAUUGCUGAGCCAACAUCUUGCAGAAGGUGGAGUGGAAUUAGAUCCUGAAAAUGAAGAACUAGUUAUGAAUAUUAGUUCUCGACUACAGGCGGCUGUUGAAAAGCUUCUGGAAGCUAUCAAUGAAACUUCUAAUCAGCUUGAACAUGCUAAAAUUACCCAGACAGAACUCAUGCGAGAAACCUUCAAAAAGCAACAAGAGGCCACAGAGUUUAUCAGGUAUCAGGAAGAACUGCAAGAACAUCUUAAUGAAGAAACCAAAGCCAGAGAGCAAUUGGCUUUGGAGCUUAGUAAAGCUGAAGGCCUCAUUGAUGGUUAUGCAGAUGAAAAAGCAUUUCUGGAAAAACAGCUCCAGGAAAAAAUAGAUGUAAUUGACCAUCUUGAGCAAGAACUACUGCGUACAGGUAACAAAUUGCAGGAGUUAGAGGCUGAGCAGCAGCAGAUCCAGGAAGAAAAGGAAUUACUUGCCAGACAGAAGGAUGCCAUGAGAGCAGAUGCGGGGCCAGUAGAGCAGCGCCUAGUAGAUGCUGCAGUCGAUGCAGCUUCCCAAGCAGAGUUACUGGAGGAAACAGAAAAGCUAAUGAAAGAAAAAAUUGAAGUACAGCGUCAAGCUGAAAAAGAAUACGAUGACCUUCAGAAGCAAGUGAAAGUCUUGGAAAUAGACUUGGAAGAGCAAGUGAACCGGUUUAUUGAGCUAGAGCAAGAAAAAAAUGCAGAACUAAUGGACUUAAGGCAGCAAAACCAGGCUUUGGAGAAGCAACUUGAGAAAACAAGAAAAUUUCUCGAUGAGCAAGCAGUUGACAGAGAACAUGAGAGAGAUGUGUUCCAGCAAGAGAUACAGAAGCUGGAACAACAGCUGAAGGUUCCGCAAAGGAGUCAGCCUGUCAAUGAACAUCAAAGCAGAGAGGUUGAACAGCUAACCAACCAUCUAAAAGAAAAAACAGACAAAUGCAGUGAGCUUUUGCUUUCUAAAGAGCAACUUCAGCGAGAUGUACAAGAACGAAAUGAAGAAAUUGAGAAAUUAGAAUGCAGAAUAAGAGAACUGGAACAAGCCUUAAUAAUCAGUGCAGACAACUUGCAAAAGGUGGAGGAAAGGAAACAAUUUGGCACCAUCAUAGUAAAGGGAGAAUUACCUCUUGAAAUACAACUACAAGCUGAACGAGAAGCUGUGGACAGAAAGGAAAAGGAGGUCACAAACCUUGAAGAACAGCUGGAGCAGUUCCGAGAGGAGCUAGAAAAUAAAAAUGAAGAAGUUCAGCAAUUGCACAUGCAACUAGAAAUUCAGCGAAAGGAAUCCACUACACACUUGCAAGAGCUUGAACAAGAAAACAAAUUGUUUAAGGAUGAAAUGGAAAUACUGGGACUAGCUAUGCAGAAAUCUGAGGAUGCCACCAUAAAGGACCAUCAUUUAGUGGCUGGGAGACUCACACACAUCAUGCAAGAAAAGGAGCAGGAAAUAGAUCAUCUUCAUGAACAAAUUGCAAAACUGCAACAGCAACUUGAAGGCACAACUGACAACAAAGUUCUUGAAGAGCAAAAUGAGCAUAUACGGGAACUUGAAGCCCAGGUAGAAUGUCUGAGAAGCGAUCAAGAACGUGUGAAGAAAAAAAAUGAUGAGGAAAUAGAGCAGCUGAAUGAUGUAAUUGAUAAGCUUCAGCAAGAACUGGCAAAUAUUGAACAAAAACUGCCUGCAGACAGUGCUGCUUCUCAUGAGGAUGCUGACAGUCUGAAACAUACACUUGAAACAGUUCUAGCAGAAAAAGAAGUUUUGGAGAAGCAAGUAGAAAAUAUUACUGUAGAGGCAUCUCGAACAAAGAAUGAGCUUGAGGAAACUAAGUUAGAAAUUAACCAGCUAAAGCAAGAAAUAAACAUGUUAAAAAAAGAAUAUGAAGGAGUAACAGAGAAGUAUAAAUGUGCACUGAUGAAAAGUGACAAGGAAAAAACAGAAGACAGGAGCAAUGGGAAAACUGAGAAAGUGGAUGAAGGCUCAAGUGAGAUGAUAGAAUUGCCAGAUCAAACCCAGCUCAGGUCUUCAGAUGAAAAUACAAGGGUCACCAUUAGCAUGAUGGAGGUACAACUGCAGCAGCUUCAGGCAUGCAUUAAGGAAAAAGAUUCAGAACUGUGCCAAUCCUACAGUGAAAUAAAAGACCUGAAAGAGCAAGGCAGAGCUGAAAGAGAAGCACUUAAAAAUAAGAUAAUAGAACUAGAGAAAAUACUAGUGGAAAAAGUUGCAGCUGCUCUUGUGAGUCAGGUUCAGCUAAAUGCAGUUCAAGAGCAGAGGAGAUUCAUGCAGGAAAUUCAGGAAGCUUCAAAAUGUGUCGAGGAAACGAGCAAGAAUCUCCAAAUGGAGAGUUUGAGUAGUAUAACUGAAAAUGAGAUGGAAUCAAAGUUAUUACUCUUAACACAGAGGCUCAGUGAGAUGGAGGACCAGCUGGCAAAGGUAAAUCGUAACUUGGAGCUAGAAAAAGAAAAUGUAAAAAUUUCACAAAAGGAAGCUAAAUUGAAAGAAGAAAGACUAAUAGAACUUCAGCAAUUACUAGAAGAGGUUCAAGAGAAACACAGAAGAGAGAUUCAGAAAUACAUUAAGCAAGAAGGAACACGGACAAAUCUGGUAGGAGAACACCUCAUGGAAAGUCAAAAAGAAAACGUACUUAGUAAUGAACUUGAACUAGAGAAAGUUAAAGAAGAGGCAGCUGCUGCUAAGGAAGAGCUGAGCAGUUACAGAGAAGAGGCCGAAAAACUUCAGCAACAACUAUCAGUAAAAGAAGCAAGUCUGGUACAUCUUCAGGAAGAUCUGUGCAAAGUCAAAGAGAAGCUAGUUCAUGUAGAAGAGAAGCUGGCAAAUUAUGUGAGGAAGGACAAGGAAAUGGCAAAAACUGAAAGCAAAAAAGAUGCAGAAAUAAUGUGUGAUUUGCUAAGUGAGUCUACUCAGAUUAGCAAAAGCACAUCUUCACAGACAGACAAGAAUGUGGAGAUGAACAGCUAUAUUGAAACUUCACCAACCCUUGUUAAAAAUGCAGAAAUUCAAAUUGACUUGCAAAGUGGAUGUUCUUCAGAAGAGAUUGCAGAGAUCAUAAGAGAAUUUAAUGAAAAAAUUGACCAAAUGCAAGAACUCCAUGCUGCUGAAAUCAUGGACAUGGAGACAAGGCAUAUCUCUGAAUCUGAAGCAUUAAAAAGAGACAAAUUUGUUGCAGUGCAAGUAUUGACUGAUGAAUGUAAUGCUUUAAAGGAAGUCAUAGAGACUCUGCAAGCUAAAGAGGGCAUCCCAAUUUCUGGAUUAGUGCGUUCUCCACUGUAUCAAGCUAGAGAUGGAGGUUCUAGUGACUCCAGUUCGGACUGGAGUCAAGGAAUGUAUCUUGCUCAGACCCAGGGAUCUGACACAAUAUCUGAAGGAAUAGAUGAAGGUGAAACUUCAACUGAUUUGCUUCCCCAAAAAAUUAAGGGUUUGCUGAGAGCAGUCCAUCAUGAAGGCGUACAGGUGCUGUCUCUCACUGAAUUUCCGUAUGGUGAAAGAGAGAUGUCACCACCUAAGCAAGGACCAGAUUCUUGGCUUGAGGAAAGGAAAGCUUUUCUGAGCACCAUUUCAUCUUUGAAAGACCUGAUAUCAAAAAUGCAACUUCAUAGAGAUGCUGAGAUUUAUGCAAGUUCAGAAUCUCCUGAAGGUGACUCAGACUGGCGAGGAGAACUCCUGCACACCAUUCAACAGGUUUUUGUGAGGGAACAGAGUGUUCUUCUUGCUGUGUUUCAAACUGAACUUGCGGAACUUGGGGGCACAAGAGAUGCAGUGAUACUGAUGAAUCAGUUAGAGCACAGACUACAAGAGCAGGCUACUAAUCAGAGAGCAGCAAUGGACUGUCUUCAGCAUGCCGACAGAAGAAGUUUGCUAAUGGAGAUUCAAGUAUUGCAUGCUCAGAUGAACUCUAUGAAAAGUAAUCCAAAGAGAGAACAAGAAAUUGAUUCAAAAAGCCAAGAAAUGCUGGAGUAUAACAUGCAGCAGAAGCAGUCACAAAUACUUGAAAUGCAAGUGGAGCUCCGGAGUGUGAAGGACAGAGCAGCUGAACUUCAGGAACAGCUGAAUUCAGAGAGGAUGAUGGGUGCUGAGCUGAAGAAUGAACUUGCACAAGCCAAACUAGAGCUUGAAACAACCCUGAAAGCACAGCACAAGCACUUCAAGGACCUAGAAACCAUCAGGACUGAAGUUAAAGAAAAAGCAGCUGAGCUAGAUAUUCUCAAGGACACAAUGGCUGGCGAACAGAAGAAAUCAAGAGAGCUACAGUGGGCUUUGGAAAAAGAAAAAGCUAAAAUGGAACGCAGCGAGGAAAGACGAAGAGAAGAGCUUGAGGACUUAAAAUUUUCACUCGAAGGUCAAAAACAAAAGAACUUGCAGUUAAAUAAACUUUUGGAACAAGAGAAACAACUGUCAAGUGAGCUGCAACAGAAAAUUGAAUCCCAAGAAGCACUCAGUGCUGCCCAGCUGUCACGUGAACAAGGCCGUAAUUCUGAGUUGCAGGUGCUUCUUGAAUCAGAGAAGGUUCGAGCUCUUGAAAUAAGCAGUGCCCUAGAAAGGGAAAAAGAGCUAUGUGCUCAGCUUCAAAGUGCUGAAGAUAAGGGGCAAGCCGGAACACCUAAUCCGUCUGAGGAAUUACUUAAAGAACUACAAAAACAAAUGGAUGAAAAGCACGACCGUAUAGUGGAGUUAGUAAGUGAAAUGGAGAAGUACAAACUAGAAUCUGUGCAAGUGAGUCAGCAAAUGGAAAAAGAAAGGCAAAUCCAGAGGAAAGCAUUGCAAGCAGAACAAGAUGCUAACAUAGCAGCACAGAAAAAACUUCAUGAACUGGAGUCCAAAGUAGAAGACCUUCAAUGGCAACUUGGACAGAAAGAGCAAGAGAUUCAUAAAUUAGAGAACAAGACAAAGAAGUUACAGGAAGUAAUCCAAGAACUGCAGAUCAAAAAGCAGGAGAGUGAAGGAAAAAAGGAAACCGAAAGAACAGCAAGCCACAAUCAAAAUGAGACUACUUGGGAUACACCCAAUGAGAGAACAAGAAAUUGGGUUCUCCAGCAAAAAAUUGAAGGAGCUGAGACAAAUGGAUCAACCUACCCCACGCUGACAGGAAGAGGAGGAGGAGGAGACCUGUCUGCAGCUACUGAAAUUCUGGAAAAUGUCAGACAAAAGCUGCAAAACGCAUCUCCAAAGCUGAAGAAGUUGGCUCGAAAAGCUGCUAGCAGAUUGCAGUUUGAAACAGCAGAUGAUGAAGACUUCAUUGCAAUACAGAGUGCUAUUGAAGAAGUUAUUUCAGACCUGCAAAAACUACCUGGAUUGUCCUAUCUGGAAGAGCUAAAGCUCACGCUGCCACCAGGAACUCCGUCUAGCUCGUUGACUGAAAGGCUGCUGCGACAAAAUGCUGAGCUGACAGGCUUUGUCAGCAGGCUGAGUGAGGAAAAGAAUAAUUUGAGGAAUGCUGUUAUGAAACUGGAGGAAGAACUGAGGAGAUACCAGCACAGACAACCUUCUGGAGACUAUUUUUCCAGACACUCAUCAGAUCUUGGAGUUAAUAUUGAUACCCUUGUUGCCUCUGAGAAGGAAAAUUGGAACAGAGAAAAGCUAUCACUGCAGAAGUCUUUGAAACAAGCAGAUGCAGAGCUGUCCAAGCUGAGAGCAGAAAUCAGGAGCGAAGCUUUCCUCAGAGAACUGGGAUCAGAUUCUGAAAAUGUUAUUUUAAGGAGAAUUUAUGGAAAAUACCUACGAGCAGAGAGCUUUCGGAAGGCUCUCAUAUAUCAGAAAAAAUACUUGCUGCUGUUACUAGGUGGAUUCCAGGAGUGUGAAGAAGCCACGCUGGCCCUCAUUGCACGAAUGGGCGGACAGCCUUGCUACACGGACCUUGAAAUCAUCACUCAUCAUUCAAAGGGUUUUACAAGGUUUCGCUCUGCGGUCAGAGUGUCCAUUGCGAUUUCAAGAAUGAAGUUCUUGGUUCGUCGAUGGCACAGAGUUACAGGUUCUGGUAUACUGAGUAUCAAUAGGGAUGUCUUUAGCCAGAACACAGGUAACGAAUUACGGCCCGAUUCAUUCUCUGGCGGCAUGGAUCUUUACGGAGAGCAAAGACAUUCCUGUAGGUCUCGAUCAGACAUGGAGCCUCCCAGAUCUCCUAUAAACUUUCAGCAUAAGUUCCACAGUAUGCAUGCCGAUUUGAACCCGGUCUCAUUCGCCUGUUCUCAGCUGCAGAACUAUGAUCCUGAAAGAGCGUUAACAGACUACAUCAACCGGCUGGAGGCACUGCAGAGGCGACUGGGAAGCGUGCAGUCAGGUUCGACUUCGUACACUCAGCUGCACACCGGUAUGAGAAGAUAAUACCUUUCCACCACCUCCAUCGCUGGCAGGGAUGGCAGUGGGCUGCCUUCUGCAAACCCGUGCUCUUCCUGUGCUUCUGUACAACGUGUAUAGUGUGGGACCAACAGAACACAGCGCUGCGACUGGCACACCCCUGCAGACUGGGAUUUAUGUAUAUAGGCACUUUGUGGUCAUGCAAAUAAAAUCAUUAAAUUACAUGUAUAUUGUGGAAUGCUAAUUUAAAUGAUUAACUUAUGAAGUGUGUAUUUAUCAAAAGGCUGCGAAGAUGAAACUGGUGUAUUAAGGAAAUUGAGCUACAUUCAGAGAAGUUCACUUGCACUUUUUCUGGCAAGGCUACUGAAGUUACAAGUCUCCCAUAAUAUUUGCUACUGGCAGUGCAGACAGAAUAUCACUUGUAGAGACCUAUUUUUGUAAUGGUAGAAGUUUUGAAUUUUAUGAGUAUUUUGUCAAAGUACUGAAAUAAAGAUGACUUCAUGCUUUUAA